This is a messenger RNA of Ilex paraguariensis (yerba mate), 1427 nucleotides long. The record is from the annotation of a GenBank genome assembly. NCBI's taxonomy places the organism in Eukaryota, Viridiplantae, Streptophyta, Magnoliopsida, Aquifoliales, Aquifoliaceae.
AAACCGAAAGAAGCCGUACUCGAGCGGCUGCACGUAGCUGAUUAAUGAAGGGAUUUAAAGGCUGAAGCCAUUUCUUUUGACCUCCAGCGCCAAAACCCUUGGCCAGUUCCCCUGAGUUGUAGAAAUUAGGGUUUUGAAAUUGGGGAUUUGAUCUCCUGAUUGAUUCUUAGUGAGUAUACAGUACACAUCCUUCUUACUCUCAUAUGCUCAGAUUAAGAUUCCUUUCAAAAUUUUCUCAUGCCUUUCGCUUUCUAACUCUCUGUCAACGCUAAUCAAUAUUUCCAGUCAAUUGCCCCCCGAAAUUCGCAACCAUUUAUUUAUAUUAAUUAAAAGCUGCUAAUUUUAUCAAUAGUUUUGGGGCAUUUUGUCGUCGUGUAUACAUUAUUUGAAACCAGUCUGAAUCAUGUGUCAUCGUGUUCCUAAUCCCAUGUUGCUAUGUUUUUUCUAAUCACAUGUUUGAUUGCCCAGAAAAUUAGUCGCGCCCCAAUAAGAAAAAUAGCUUUAGUUUUCUGAAUUUUUGUAUUUAAUUGACUCAAAACUGGAAAAAUUAUUGGUAAUCGUACUUGAUAUCAUGUUGCAGUGGAUUCAAACACUAGAGAUGGGGUAGCUGACAGCACUGACGAAGGAGUCAUGGUUGAUUUGGAGGGAGGUGAUGUUCUUGAACCAUAUGUGGGUAUGGAAUUUGAAUCUGAAGAGUCUGCCAGGCAAUUUUAUGUAGGAUAUGCCAGAAGGGUGGGAUUUGUGGUGCGUACUAUGCAACGCCGUCGAUCGGACAUUGAUGGGAAAACUCUUGCUCGGCGACUUGGAUGUAACAAGCAGGGGUUUUCUCCUAAUUAUAAGUGCACAAUUGGACCAGAUCAGAAGCCACGGCCUAGUGCACGAGAAGGCUGCAAGGCAACAAUUUUAGUGAAGAUGGAGAAGUCUGGAAAAUGGGUUGUUACGAGAUUUGAGAAGGAUCAUAAUCAUCCUUUGGUUGUGACUGCCCAUGGCUUUACAACUCCAGGUGACAAGGAUAAAAAAAUUGAAGAACUUACUCGGCAGUUGAAGAUUCAAGACCAGUUAUGUGCAUCUUAUCGAGAAAGACUACUUAAGCUUCUGUCUGAUGUUGAGGAGCAAACUGAACAAUUGUCUUCAAAGGUUCAAGUAAUUGUUGAUAAUGUGAGAAAAGUUGAAGCUGAAGUACAACAUCUUUCAUGCCAUCAAUAGCCUCAGCGUUUAAAGCAAGCUGUCUGUCAUGUGCAUGUAAGAUCUGUAUAUAAUUUAAGUUCAAUUUCAAGAUUUCUUCUUCUGUACAGUAUUUGCUCUUUAAAUUUCUUUUUAUUUGAUACAGCAUUUGAUCUUUAUAUCUGGCUCUUUUACUUGGGAUGGUUAAGACAUAUUUUCUCAACUGCCUCCUUCCAAGAUUAUUUAACAACUUUCAAGAAUCU